UGCUUGUCCAUUAGAUCCCGGGAAGUAAAAAAGACAAGUCAAACGUAACACAGGGGCUGCGGUCUACGCAUAGAGUCUCUGACCGAAGAAGAAGAGGAAGAAGAAAAGGUUAUCAAAUUCCGCUGGCCACACCUCACCCUACAAAUAAACAACACACAUCUACCCGCAGAUCCCAGAAGCAAAGAAUAAUGGAGCAAGACGAUAAGAAAGCAAUGAUCCGCGACAUCGCCUUGCAAGUCGUUCUCAUAUUCAUCGCCGUGGUCUCCUUCCUUGCCACGCACGGCGUUCCCCAGAGGCUCUACGCCAAGCUCCGCAACCGUCCCCCAAACCCACGCGUGGUCCAAGCCAAACGCCACUUCGUCCAAGGGGCCCAACUCCUGGCCCAGGCCCGAAGGUCCAACUCCCCCUCCCUCGCCAAACAGGCCCUAGCCGAGGCCGAAAAGGCCAUCGCUCUCGACCCCAAGGACGCCGCCUCUCACCUCCUCAAGUCCAUGGCGCUCGAUCUCCAAGGCUUCCGCACCAACGCUCUCGACGCGCUCGACGCCGCGCUCUCCCCGCUCGCCGCCGGCUCCCUCGCCGCCGACGAGAGGGGCGACGCGCUGCUCAAGCGGGCGGAGCUCAAGAUCGCGUUGAGCGAGCCAAAAGUCGUUGACUCGGCGCUCGCGGAUUUGACGGAGUCGGUGAAGCUGAGUCCGAGGAACCCUAGAGCGUGGUGCAUGUUAGGGGAGUGCUACGAGGGGAACGAGAUGGGAGAGGAGGCGAAAAAGGCUUAUAAGGAGGCUCUUCAGUUGGAGCCGCAACUGAAUGUGGCUCAGGAAGCGCUCAGUAGGUUGGGUUCGUCGUAGGCAUAGCGAUUUCGCUAUCGAAUUUCAUGUGAGGAUUUGAUUUGAGAUCGCUUUCGUCGUUGUGUUUAAUUAAUUCUGUUGUUUCUACUUUCUAGUCUUUGAUUAUGCUUACGGUAAUCGGAUGUUAGGUUUUGAGCAACAAUAAAUGAUUUUCACCAAAGGAUUUCUACUCUACAGUAUGUUAAAAUGCAAUAGGAAGGGGUAAAAACUCUUACCUCGCACUUCCUUGCUUUUGUUUCUUGCA
Molecule: messenger RNA, 1089 nt
Organism: Cajanus cajan (pigeon pea)
Lineage: Eukaryota; Viridiplantae; Streptophyta; Magnoliopsida; Fabales; Fabaceae
Molecular function (GO): protein binding
Source: RefSeq, a predicted model, not a curated record